Molecule: messenger RNA, 2220 nt
Organism: Bursaphelenchus okinawaensis
Lineage: Eukaryota; Metazoa; Nematoda; Chromadorea; Rhabditida; Aphelenchoididae
Source: the annotation of a GenBank genome assembly
AUGGUAAGAUUAAGAAAAAUUUAGAAAACUCAGGCAUGGGGGGUGGGAAGAUUAAAAAUCAAAGCGGGUGAAAACAGAAAAAGGGGAAGGAGAAAAAUUAAAAUUUUUUUCUGAUUGUGAUAUGCAAUUUUAGACCACAUACGAAAAAGGAGCUAAGCCAGAAAACGGUCAAUUUUACGCCUUCGACCAUGUACGGUUCUACGUCGGUAAUGCUAAACAAGUAAGUUUUUUAGCAAGAACUUUCUUUACAAAAGCCAAAAUAGCAAGAACUUUCAUUAUAAAACAAAAAGUAGCAAGAAAUUUCUUUACACAAGCCAAAGUGACAAGAACUUUCUUUACAAAAUAAAAUAUAGCAAAAACUUUUUUUACAAACCAAGAAAUGGCAACAACUUUCUUUACAAAACCAGACAAGGCAAAACUUUCUUUACAAAACAAAAAAUUGCAAGAACUUUCUUUACAAAACGUAAACUACAAGAACUUUCUUUACAAACCACUUUUAGGCCGCCUACUGGUACUGUGCCAAUUUCGGCUUCAAGCCCUUUGCUUACAAAGGCCUAGAAACUGGCAGCCGGCUAGUAACAGCUCAUGCCAUAAAACAAGACAAAAUUGUAUUUGUAUUCGAAUCCGCUUUACUACCCGGUAACAAAGAGCUAGGUGAUCACCUAGUACAACAUGGAGAUGGCGUUAGAGAUGUAGCCUUCACGGUGGAUAAUAUCGACUGGAUUGUGGAUUAUGCCAAGAAACAAGGCGCUAAAGUUUUACAAGACGUUACUGAAGAGAAGGAUGAAGAUGGAAGUGUAAAGAUUGCUAGGCUUCAGACGGUAGGUCUUUCAUAUUAUAGAUACAGUAAAGCUAGGCAGAGUAAAAUAAGAUACAGUGCGGUAGAAUAGACUUUUAGGCUUAACUGCAGGAAUUCUAAGCUUAGCAGCAAAAAUUCUUAGGCUUAGCAGCACACAUUUUAGGCUUAGCAUUACAUAUUUUAGUCUUAGCAGCACACAUUUUAAGCUUAACAGCACAUAUUUUAGGCUUAGCAGAAGACAUUUUAGGCUUAGCAGCACACAUUUUAGGCUUAUCAGUACAAAUUUUAGGCUUAGCAGCACAAAUUUUAGGCUUAGAAGAACACAGCUUAGCAGUACGCAUUUUAGGCUUAGCAGCACACAUUUUAGGCUUAGCAGCGCACAUUUUAGGCUUAUCAGUACAAUUUUUAAACUUAGCAGCACAAACUUCAGGCUUAGCAGCACACAUUUUAGGCUUAACAAUGGUAAGAUAAAAUUUUUAUAUUAUCUAUCAUAAUGACAUUUUUUACAGUACGGUGACACAAUUCACACCCUAGUGGAACGUCACAACUACAAAGGUCUAUUCCUACCCGGAUUCAAAACCCAUCAAGGAUCAACGGCUCUGUUCGAUGCCCUACCUCCAGUCAAUCUCAACUUCAUGGACCAUUGCGUAGGUAACCAGCCCAAUAACGAAAUGGAGCCGGCUGCCACUUGGUACGAGAAGUGUCUUUUGUUCCACAGAUUCUGGAGCGUAGAUGACAGUAUUAUCCACACUGAUUACUCGGCUUUGUCAUCAAUUGUUGUCACGAAUUAUGAAGAGACGAUCAAGAUGCCUAUUAAUGAACCUGCCCAAGGCAAAAAGGCCGUUUCUCAAAUUCAGGUGGGUUUUAGGGUCAGAAAAUGCAGCAACUACCAAAAAAUGGCAAAAACUUUCUUUGCAAAGCAAAAAAUAUAAAUUUUGCACCUAAAAAUAACAUUUCAUACCUAAAACACCAUUUUAUACCUAAAAUUCUCUUUCCAGGAGUACGUAGACUACUAUGGUGGAGCAGGUGUCCAACAUAUCGCCCUGAACACAACAGACAUCAUUUCCGCCAUCACAGCGCUUCGUGCCCGAGGAAUGGAAUUCCUCCGUAUUCCAGAUUCCUACUACACAAACCUCAAAGAAAGAUUGGCACAAAGUCAAACAAAAGUGGCCGAGGACAUGGACAAAUUGCAAAAACUUCAGAUUUUGGUCGAUUUUGAUGAAAAUGGAUACUUACUGCAAAUCUUCUCAAAACCAUGCCAAGAUCGACCAACCUUGUUCAUCGAGAUCAUUCAGCGACAAAACCAUCAAGGCUUUGGAGCCGGCAACUUCAAGGCGUUGUUCGAAUCCAUUGAACUGGAGCAGAAUGAACGAGGAAACUUGUUUUACAAGGACAUCAAGACUGGUGGCGAGAGGCUAUAA